Thunnus maccoyii (southern bluefin tuna) is the source of this 2512-nucleotide messenger RNA. RefSeq names its product C-1-tetrahydrofolate synthase, cytoplasmic-like. Gene Ontology annotation, cellular component: cytosol. Gene Ontology annotation, biological process: tetrahydrofolate interconversion. Lineage: Eukaryota; Metazoa; Chordata; Actinopteri; Scombriformes; Scombridae. Bases 1225 to 2193 code for a protein of 322 amino acids. Gene Ontology annotation, molecular function: methylenetetrahydrofolate dehydrogenase (NADP+) activity; methenyltetrahydrofolate cyclohydrolase activity. The transcript is spliced from 13 exons. The record is from RefSeq and is a predicted model, not a curated record.
UGUAUGAUAUAUUGAAGAAAUACAUCAAAUGAUAACCUGUUAUUCAGUUUUCUUUUACACGUUCAACGUACGCACAAGAACUUCUGAAAGUGUUCUUACAACCACAUCCCUUCUAGAAUGACAGAAAAUCAGUUGCUUUCAAAUAUUUUGUGACCUGCUGUCACCUCGCCAAAUGUCUAAAAGAGGGGAAUUAGCUCAAAUGGUAGAGCGCUCGCUUAGCGUGUGAGAGGCAGCGGGAUUGAUGCUGGUAUUCUCCGUUACCUUCUUUACUGUCAGCAUCCACUACUUUUUGUUUGGUGGUUUGCUGAAACUGUUUGACCACUUAGUAGUCUUAACUUUUGUAAAAGAGCUCAGAAAAAGGUUUUAUUUAUUUGUCAUUUUUAAUGUUAAUCUACUCGACAAUAAAGGUUCUGUAAAAUAGACUGACCAUCGACAGUCAUGUGUAUGCACGUAGCCUAUUCAUUUAUAUUUUAGCAUAUCAUUAGUUGAAUAUUUAUGCAUAUUAAAAAUUCUGUGCGCUGUGCACACACAUUAACAACACAUCGUGGCCACCUCUAGACAUCCCUCUGCCACCUCAGUUAUAAUGAUGAAUAAUGAAUCCUUCCCUCUGGUCCCAGUAGCAUCAUGAACAGUCUCUCAUCUAAUCUGGGUUAUUUAUUUAUCCACUAAUGUGAAAACAGAGGCCUGAAACCUCGGUGUACUCUAAAAGUGCUGCAGUCAAACUGAGACAUGUAAAAGGUCAUUGAUGCUUUUUAUCUCCUCCAGACUUCACUACUCUAGAACGCGCUUUAUUCAGGUCUAAGCAGGCAAAACCUCCAAAGACUACAACUUCUAGAAAAUGCUGCUGUCAGGCGUUAACAGACUCUAAGAGAAGCGACCAGACUGAUCCUCGCUCCUUCUCGCUCUUAAAGCCUUGCAUGGUCGGGUUACUCGCCCCGUAUGAGCCUGAUUGCUGCUUCGGAUCCUCCAGCAGGGCUGAGUCUCAGGGAGGAUAUCUUCUUUUAAAUCUCUUCUUUAAACUCAUUUUUAUCUUGUGUCUUUUUCUUAACUGAUGCACCUUCCACCAACAAGGCAACUCAAAGAAUUUCACUGAAUAAGAGAAGUUUAAGACGAGAUGAGCAGCAGUGAAACACACCAAAGAUACCGUGUGUUCUGGAGUCGUCCCUCCAUUCGUACCUGCCGGCAGGAGCUUAAAAAGUGUAAAGUGGAUAAAAUACUGAAGUCAUGUUAACCUUGGCCGCCCUCUCACUCCGCCUCGGGGCCUCUGGUUGCCGAGGAAGCUGGCGCUCCAUGGCAACUGUUGUCUCUGGCAACAAGACGUCCAAGUUGGUGAGGGAGAGGCUGAUGAAGGAGGUGGAGAAGAUGAGGAGUCAGUUCUCUGGGUUCAGACCCAGUCUGGUCGUCUUACAGGUGGGAGACAGAGACGACUCCAACCUCUACAUCAGCACCAAACUGAAGGCUGCAGCCGAGAUCGGAAUUGAUGCGAAACACGUGAGGCUGCCGACCACGGCGACGCAGGACGAGGUGCUGCACAACAUCAUGUCCAUCAACGAGAACCCGUCCGUCCACGGUCUGAUCGUCCAGCUUCCUCUCGACUCCGUCAACCCCAUCGACAACGAGCUGGUCACCAACGCCGUCUCUCCGGAGAAAGACGUGGACGGUCUGAGUUGUAUUAAUGCAGGGAAGUUGUCUCGAGGUGAUCUGAACGACUGUUUCAUCCCCUGCACCCCCAACGGCUGCAUGGAGCUGAUCAGACAGACAGGUGUGUCCGUGGCGGGGAAACACGCGGUUGUGAUCGGUCGCAGUAAAAUCGUCGGAGCUCCGAUGCACGACCUGCUGCUGUGGAACCACGCUACUGUGACCACCUGUCACUCAAAGACCCCUGAUCUACCUGAGCAGGUGGGCAGGGCUGAUAUCCUGGUGGUGGGGAUGGGACGAGCAGAGAUGGUGAGAGGAGAGUGGGUGAAGGAGGGAGCCGUGGUCAUCGACUGUGGAAUCAACCACAUCCCAGACGAGACGAAGGCGAGCGGCAAGCGGGUGGUCGGGGACGUCCACUACGCCUCGGCCAAUCAGAGAGCAGGAUACAUCACACCUGUGCCGGGAGGGGUGGGGCCGAUGACGGUGGCCAUGCUGAUGGAGAACACGGUGCGAAGCGCUCAGAGGUUCCUGCUGAAGAAUCAGCCGCCAAGGUGAAACCGCAGGAAACAGUCAGACGUUAAACGACGGGAGCAGAAACGCUGCAGGAGGAUGAACAAACACGUCUCGACCUUUAAACUCAUCAGCAGCUGUUUGUUCAGGGAUCAAAGGUCGUUGUCACGGAAACAGCAGCGCAGACGCACCAGCUGUUUCCUGCUGAAGUUCAGGAUCAAAGUAUUGAUUAUUAAUAAAAAUGCACAAAUGUGAAGAUUUAUCCGAUACUGGAUUUAUAAUCAUGUUUUAAUGUUUAUAAUCUUUAUGAUUUUAUUUGAAGACUUCUGUAUCUGCUUCCUGCCAAUAAACUUUAUUUAUCUUA